This is a messenger RNA of Grosmannia clavigera kw1407, 1026 nucleotides long. RefSeq names its product RNA polymerase 2 elongator complex subunit. Bases 1 to 1026 code for a protein of 341 amino acids. The transcript has 2 exons. The record is from RefSeq and is a predicted model, not a curated record. NCBI's taxonomy places the organism in Eukaryota, Fungi, Ascomycota, Sordariomycetes, Ophiostomatales, Ophiostomataceae.
AUGCCGCUCAUCAUUCUCUCUGGCCUGCCGACGUCGGGCAAGUCGACGCGGGCCCAGCAGCUCUACGACUACCUUGCCGAUCGGAUCGCCCAGCAGUCGACGCCGUCGGUGGAGGGAGGUCUUCCGGGUGCGGCGAGCCGUGGGACUGCGCCCCAAUACCGGCUGCACCUGGUGUCGGACGACAGCCUCUCGAUCUCGCGGACUGUCUACGAUCUGUCACCGCCGGCGCUGCCGGCACACACGCGGUCAGCCAACGCGUCCGAGAAAGAUGCGCGCGCGGCGCUGUAUGGGGCGGUCAAGCGGGUGCUCUCGCCGCGCGACAUUGUCGUCCUGGACGGGCUCAACUACAUCAAGGGCUGGCGCUACCAGCUGUCGUGCGAGGCUAAGAACGUGCGGACGCCACACGCUGUCCUGCAGAUCGGCUGCAGUGUUGAGCAGGCGCGCAAGGUUAACGCGAAGAGGUUGGAGCAAGAGGGACAUCCAAGCUCGGAAACGGACGGUGCCAAACCCUACGCCCAAGCCAACUGGGACAACCUCGUCUUCCGCUACGAGGAGCCCAAUGGAAUGACCCGCUGGGACAGCCCGCUGUUCGUGCUCACCUGGGAUGACGACGAGGCCAGAGCACGCGUCGUCUUUGGCCAGAUCUGGGAUGCCGUCGCGGGCGAUGGCCCGCGCAAAGACGUCCGGCCCAACAUGGUGGCCGUCCAGCGCGGCAAUGACGGCGGCGGCGACUACCUCUACGUCCUCGACCGCGAGACCCAGGACGUCGUGCGGCGCGUCGUCGCCUACCAGCAGGAACAUCAGGACGGCGAGGGCGGCAUCGUUCCCAUUCCUGCUGACAAAGACUUGCUCGUCCACUUGCCAGGCAACCAGGUUAGCUUAGCCCAGCUGCAGCGUCUCCGUCGCGCCUUCCUUGGCCUCAAUCGUGGCGGCAUUGGCCUCGAGGGCGCUAGCAAGCUCGCAGGACCACGCAUUCGCCAAAGCUUUGUCGACUACCUCAACGAUGUCUUUGAAAAGGAGCUGUGA